Messenger RNA from Papaver somniferum (opium poppy), 2904 nucleotides. RefSeq lists its product as uncharacterized. Gene Ontology annotation, molecular function: protein binding. The transcript is spliced from 6 exons. The record is from RefSeq and is a predicted model, not a curated record. NCBI's taxonomy places the organism in Eukaryota, Viridiplantae, Streptophyta, Magnoliopsida, Ranunculales, Papaveraceae. Bases 237 to 2654 code for a protein of 805 amino acids.
AUAAACAUUAUUUGUUUGCAACCUGCAGCCUCAACUAUUGCACUACGUCCUAUUCCCAGAGCUAAAUCAAGGCACCGGGUUAUUGCUAACUGAUAACUUCUAGGACUCCCUUAGCUAGCUCCCUUUCAGUAUCUAUAUAUAGCUAUCUAUUUUCAUUCAUUUCAUUCACUCCAUCCCUUUAUUUCUUUUUUUCUUUCUUUCUAACUAGUUUUCAAUUAAUCACUGGCAACAUCGCUAUGUCUAGGGAAGGUAGUCGUGAUGAACCAUCACAGGAGAUGGUAAUACUUUGUAAGCUUAUUGCUGAAUCUCAAGGAGAAAUGCUGCAAAAACUUGCUGAAUCUCAAGGAGAUAUGCUGCAAAAACUUACUGAGUCUCAAGGAGACAUGCUGCAAAAACUUACUGAAUCUCAAGGAGACAUGCUGCAAAAACUUACCGAAUCUCAAGAACGCAGCCAGCUAAAACUAUUAGAGACAGUAACCACAAAUUUUAAUAAAGGACUAGAAAAAGUACUCAGUCGUCAUACUGGUGAUGAAGAGGAAAGCGAAGAUGAAUCUGUUGUCGAAGAAAAACCAAAAAAUGACGCUGAUAAGAAUAAUGACAAUAUUGUGGAUGAGUAUGAGGACCUAUACAACGCAGCAUAUGAAGGUGACUGGAGAAAGGCUCGUGACUUUCUGAAGCGUUUUCCAGAAGCGGUUGAAAAAACAAUUACAUUUGAUGAUGAAACAGCGUUGCAUAUAGCGAUAAAUAAUGAACGGUGGAGCUUUGCACAAGAGCUUGUGAAACUCAUGACCCCUGAAGCCUUGGAAAUAAAGGAUAGCGAUAAUUCCACAGCACUCCAUGGAGCUGCUUUAUAUGGAAAUGUAAAAGCUGCUGAGGCAAUUGUAAGAAAGAAUCCAAAACUUACACAGAUGCGGGAUGACAAUGAUUGGAUACCACUCCAAACUGCUAUUAUGUAUAUUUCAGCUGGACAGGCCGAGACUGUUAAGUAUCUUUACUCUGUAACUAAGCAUGAACACCCAAGUCCAUUCUCCGAUGGAUAUGGUGUUGAGCUGUUGUGCGGUGCAAUCGAAUACGGUUUCUACGAUUUGGCAUUAUCUCUUCUCAAACGGUUCCCGAAAUUGGUUACUAAGAAAACCGAAGGAACCAGAGGAAUUUGUGGAUUUCAGAAGCUUAUUGAUAGGCCGUUUGCAUUUAAAAGCGGGGCAAACUUUCCUUGGUGGGAACGCUUCAUCUAUUCAUUAAUUCAUGUGAACAUGUCUUCUCCAUACGAUAAGGACACUGAAGAAGUUGAUGAUAACUCUUUGAAAAAUUCUGAAGGCACCAAUGAUGAGAUCCCUUUAGAGAGUAAAGAUGGACAGGAAGGUGAUCUAGAGAAUCCAUCAGCGAUAACAAAAGUAACGACCGUAGACGAAUUAGAAGCCCCUAAAAAGGUCUUAGAUGCUCUUUCAGUUAAAGAAAAUGGUGUGACGAGAGCGGUGAAGAACUUCAUUUCGGACCACAUCAUUCGUUACUAUGCACGAGCCCCUCUUAUCAGUCGCCUAUAUGGCCAGAAGGUGAUGCACAAACGAGCCUUUAAUUUGGUUAAUUAUAUGGUAGAACAACUCAAAAAAGAAAAAUCCACUAACCAGGAUGAAGUGAUAGAUUUUCUAAAUGAUACUGCCAUUGUGACUACGGCAAUAGAAUAUGGGAUCACUGAGUUUGUAGCAAAGUGUCUGGAAAAAUUCCGUUUCCUGAUUUGGUCUAAAUUUGAUGGUGAAACAAUGAUACAAAUUGCGAUUAAACAACGGGAUGAAAAGAUUUUGAAUCUCAUAUUGGAAACUAGUGGAAACGAUAAAGAUGAUCUAGUUUCUAGAGAAGAUGACAAUUAUAACAGCAUCUUACAUUAUGCUGCAAAAUUAGCGCCUUCUGCUAAACUAAAUUUGGUAUCCGGUGCAGCUUUACAAAUGCAACGAGAGAUACAGUGGUUUAAGGGAAUUGAAAAUAUUGUACACCCACAGUAUAAGUACACGAGAAAUGGAGAUAAAGAAACAGCAAAGUCUGUAUUCACGGAGCAACAUAAGGAAUUAGUGGAGAAGGGAGAGAAGUGGAUGAAAGACACAUCCGGUUCGUGCAUGGUGGUUGCCACCCUUAUUGCUACCGUAGCGUUUGCAGCGGCGUUCACUGUCUCAGGAGGUAAUAUUAGUGAUACUGAUAGCCCUAUAAAUGGUGUCCCAAUUUUCUUAGCAAGAAGGACAUUUGCACUAUUUGCAGUAGCAGAUGCUGUAGCUUUAUUCUCGUCAAUUACAUCGGUUCUAAUGUUCUUAGCAAUCAUGACCUCUCGUUAUGCUGAAGAGGAUUUUUAUAAAUCUUUGCCACAAAAACUCAUAAUAGGGCUUGCAACUCUAUUCAUUUCUAUGGCCAGCAUAUUGAUAUCCUUUGGUGCAGCAUUUACCAUUGUUCUUAGGAAUAAAUAUAGUUGGGCUCCGUUUCCUGUGGCAUCAUUUGGUUUAGUUUCGGUACUCUUAUUUGCUUUCCUGGAGUUUCCUUUAUUUCUGGAAAUGGUAUAUUUUACGUAUUCUCCUAGAAUUUUCGGGAACAAGAACCAAUAUGUCGUUGCUAAUAAGAAAAAAACUACAAAAUUAGCAAAGGAGAUUGAAGCCAAGAAAGACGCUUGAUCAAGUUGUUUCCAAUUAAAACUAGGAGGAUUUCAUCAGUGAAUAAUAUUUUUGGAGUUGGACAGUGUUCGUUGCUGGUGAUUAGUUGUCUCUCUCUAAUUUAAUUGUUUUUUUGUAGGCGCAAUGUUGUGGGUAUUAUUGUCCUGUAAUUCUUUUGUACCCUUUAACUUUUUUUUCUUCUUCUUCUUUUAUGUAUGAAGUGGUUUGUUAUUUUCCUAUAAUAAAAGAAUUUGCCAUUUGCUUCCUUCAA